Molecule: messenger RNA, 3012 nt
Organism: Panicum virgatum (switchgrass)
Lineage: Eukaryota; Viridiplantae; Streptophyta; Magnoliopsida; Poales; Poaceae
Product: pentatricopeptide repeat-containing protein At2g22410, mitochondrial-like
Exons: 4
Coding region: 65-2023 (652 amino acids)
Biological process (GO): RNA modification
Molecular function (GO): protein binding; RNA binding
Source: RefSeq, a predicted model, not a curated record
UCACCGCACAAGCAAAUCUGCCCUGCGCCUUCCGACCCGCGUGACGGCGUGAGCUUCGCCUUCGAUGCUUACGCCCGCGGCCGCGGUCGCCUCCCGCCACACCACCUCCUCCCUGCUGAGGCUGCUGCUGCACCAGUGCCGCUCCAUCCAGCGCCUCAACCAGAUCCACGCUCUCCUCCUCGUCCACGGCUCGCUCUCGGCCGCCGCCGUCGCGUCUCAGCUCCUCGCCUCCUACUGCGGCGCGCUCCCCGCCGCCGCGGGGCAUGGCGCGCUCCGCCACGCGCGCCGCCUGUUCGACGGAAUCCCCGACCCGGACAGGUUCAUGUACAACACCGUCAUCAGGGCCUGCUGCGACGGCAGCUGCCCGCAGGAAGCGCUGCGCCUCCACCGCGGCAUGCUCGCGCGACGGAUACUGCCCAACGAGUUCACCCUGCCGUUCGUGCUCAAGGCGUGCACCAGAGAGCGGGCGUGGGGCCACGCGCGGGCUGCCCAUGCCGUGGCUGUGAAGCUCGGCCUUGCGGGGCAGGUGUUUGUGGGGAACGCGCUUCUGCAUUCGUUAGGGUCAGCUGGGUCGCUGGCGGACUCUAGGCGGUUCUUUGAUGAGAUGGUGGAGAGGAACGUUGUGUCAUGGAACUCGAUGAUCGGUGGAUACGCCCAGGAAGGGGACACUAGGGAGGCGCGCGUCUUAUUCGGGGAGAUGAGGCGUCAAGGCUUUGUGGAAGAUGAGUUCACGUUGGUCAACCUGCUUCUCGUCUGCUCGCAAGAGGGAAACCUUGAAUCUGGCUGGCUCGUGCAUUGUCAUAUGUUGGUUAGUGGAUCUCGGGUUGAUCUGAUUCUUGGAAAUGCUUUGGUGGACAUGUACGGCAAGUGUGGUGAUCUGUUGAUGGCUCUCAGAUGCUUUGAAAUGAUGCCCCUAAAGAAUGUCGUUUCAUGGACAUCCAUGCUUUGCGCUUGGGCAAAGCAUGGUUCAGUUGAUGCUGCAAGGAACUGGUUUGACCAGAUGCCAGAGAGGAACAUAGUCUCGUGGAAUGCCAUGAUCUCUUGCUAUGUUCAAUGUGGCCAAUGCCGUGAAGCAUUGGAUCUUUAUAACAGUAUGCAGUCCCAGGGUCUUGCUCCAGAUGAGGUUACCUUGGUGGCUGUCCUCUCUGCUUGCGGACAAACUGGUGACUUGACUUUUGGGAAGAUGGCACACCUUUACAUUAGAGACAAAAUCCAUAAUCCUGACGUCUCUCUAGUUAAUUCACUUGUGGACAUGUAUGCAAAAUGUGGUCAGGUAGACACAGCAAUCAGCCUGUUCAGUGAAAUGUGUCAUAAAAACGUUGUUUCUUGGAAUGUAAUUAUUGGGGGGCUGGCAAUGCAUGGCCGUGCACUGGACAGCAUCUUGUUCUUCAGAUCAAUGGUAAGAGACUCCUCGCCUGAUGAGAUCACCUUCGUGGCCCUUCUUUCUGCAUGCAGUCAUGGGGGUCUACUAGAAGCUGGGCAGAAUUACUUUGAAGCCAUGAGAAAUGUUUACAGUGUUAAGCAUGAAGUUGAACAUUAUGCUUGCAUGGUUGAUCUUCUUGGCCGUCGUGGCUAUCUUGAAAAGGCUGUUUGUCUAAUAAAAGAAAUGCCAAUGAAGCCUGAUGUUGUGGUCUGGGGCGCAUUGCUGGGGGCCUGCAGAAUUCAUGGGAGUGUCGAGAUUGGAAGGCAGGUGAUCAAGCAAUUACUUGAGUUGGAGGGCAUAAAUGGAGGUCUGCUUGUUCUAAUUUCAAACUUGCUAUACAAAACUCACCGUUGGGAAGACAUGAAAAGACUUAGGAAGCUAAUGAAAGAGUGGGGAACCAGAAAGGAUAUGGGUAUUAGCUCAAUUGAAGUGGACAACUGCAUCCAUGAAUUUGGAGUGGAAGACAUUAGACAUGAAAGCUCAAGUGAGAUAUAUGCAGCAGUUGAUCAUCUGUCAUGUCAUUUGAUUUCUCUACAUUUAUUGCCUGUGCAGCCGGACGAGCUAUAUGUGAGUCAGGCACCAUACAAAAGCACAAAAUGAAGAUGAAUGUGGCUGGUGCAUUGCUUUACACGAUAAUGUUCAUUGCCAAGCAGACGUUUGUUGAUGCCUGAAGAUGUCAUGGUUGGCUGGAAAGCCACUCAACCAACUCUACAGAUAGGUCGACUGGCCGUCUUAUGCCCACAAAUUCAGUGGUCGCCAUCUCCUGUGACACUGAUGUUUCAACAAUAUCACGAGAGACUAAAUCUCUGCAACAAGAAUUCAGCAAAACGUUCACGGGGCAGCACUUUGAGUUGGCAACAAGGUUGAUUGUACCACGGUACCAAACCUUGAGACUCAUUGGGGGUGAGCGGAGCAACAAGCCAACAACCUUCACAAUUUCACACCUUUAUACUGCAACGAACCGUGCAAAGUUUGUUCUGAGGAGAACACGAUCGGUUCGUUGAAUGAACGGUUGCAAGGUGGGAUCCAGUGCCCACAUUAGCCAUUUCGUGAUGCCUGCCACAUGCUUCUCUUAAUGGUGCACCGAGCUGCAUACCUCAGUUAAGUAAGUGGGGGCCUGCAGUUUGCCGCUUGCCAGUUGAUUGAAGGCAGCAGUGUACUCCUACCAGAGAGCGCCCAUGGGCCAUCAACCAUCAUCACGCGUUGUGCUUUGGCAGUUAAGCGCCGAAAAGCUGCGAGUUGCUUUUUGCACAGCACAACGCAAAGCGCCGUUGGCCAUCGAGGGUUCGAGACGCACUCCAGGAUGCCCACAGCACAUGGCCACAUCACUUAGCCGAUCUGAAUCGGUAGCUUAAUGUUGGUACACGUUCAGAAAUGUGUGGUGCUGUUGCAAGUCGAUGGCUAGAUGAUUUGGUUCUGGCUAAUGGGAAUAUAGUGAUGCUUUGGGAGGUUGCUGCUCUUCUUUUUCUUUAUAGAAAUCAUGGAGCUGCUUUGUUUUUUAAAGGUUCUGAUGUUGGAUAAAGCAUGCACCGGGAGCUUUGCUUAUGAUGACUUGCAUUCUGUUUUAAUAAAAAAUAAGAUCAAACCUA